AUGGAUAUUCAGCAAGAACCCAUGAAUGGAUUCAGUGAUAACGGGCAGGUAAGUGAUGUCAACUCUUAAUCAAAGUCUCUUAUACUUGUUGACUUUUUCUAGCUAAAUUCCAUCGCCUUGUUGGGUAUGAACUUUACAAAAAAACCUAAACAGCAGCGCGGAAGUAAUUACUCUAUGAUUCCUUGUUUCCCCUUUUUUUGCAUGCCAAGACUUCGUGAGAACACGUGCUUAUUUAUUUCCGCGUCCGGACUUUUCGUUCGAUAACAGUUCGUUUCAAUACAGUACCGUUCGAUAUGCGGUGUAUACCCAAAAAUGUGGUGUAGGGCCAAGUCGAGCGAGUUUGAAAGGACCCGGAGUUAGACCGAUCUUUCUCGUAAGGAAUGCAGUGUUUAUAUUUACGGCCCGGCCUCCGGCCCUGCCAGGUCUCACAAAGGGGCCCGGCCGGGCCGAACUCCAGAGCAAUGUCUAUACUUCUCCCACUCAGUAUCGAUCAAAUUCAAACGAAAUUUUUAGUGUGGUUUUUCGACCAAAAAAUAUUUUCUCGGAAUUAUUUUAUUUAUUUUGGUAAUUCCUGACACUUCGUUUGGACAAAACUCAAAAGUGGGCGGAAUAGAUUUUUGUUCUGUUUUAGGUUGCCGUGCGACCUGAAGUAUUCGACCCGAAACUGUCGCUGACAAGUCGUAGCGCCUAUGGGGUUAAAACUCCGAACGCGUUGCUAAUAUCUCAGUCAUAGCCGUUUCAUCCCUGCACCCGCUCCUAUCUAUGCCCGUGAUAAUCUUUGAUUCCGAAUUCAAGCGCAUUUCAGAACUUUCUGAGAUUUUUUGCAAUUCAACCGAUUCAGGACUACACUACAAAUAGCUUUUCAGUGUUCAAUCUUUGCCCCUUUUUGCUAUGUUCUCGUAAUUUGCGGCACCACGACAUUUCCGGAAUUUGGACACUUCCGGAAUGGCGGAAUAGUGACACUUCCGGAAUGGCGGAACAGUGACACUUCCGGAACCGGGGAAAAAUCAAAGAAGAGGCUUAGACCUGCCAUCUGAACCAUCUGACUGGAUUUAUUGUUAUUAAUCUCAAAAAUUUUGUUAUUUUUUUUCUGAUUGUUACUUUUUUCUUAAGUAGUAGUGUUAAAAAGUAAUUUUUUGGAAUUUGUCCAAAAAUACUGGAUUUAGGGGUUUUCGAGGGUGCUGAUUUCGAAAAUCAUGUUAGCUUUCCUCUUCAUAGUACUAUCUGGUACUAUACAGUACGAAGUGAAAAUAUGGCUUUUGGCGUUAAUGGUGUUGUUUUGAUGCUUGGUACUCCUCAAAAACACGUUUUAAAUAAUUGGUACUGUUUAGUACUGUCUGGUACUGUGUAGUACAAGGUAAAAAUUUGGCCUUAAGGCGUUAUUGGUGUUGUUCUGUUCCUUAGUACUCCUAUUUUCACCUUGUACUACAUAGUACCAGACAGUACUAAACAGUACCAGUUAUUUAAAACGUGUUUUUGAGGAGUACUAAGCAUCAAAACAACACCAUUAACGCCAAGAGCCAUAUUUUCACCUUGUACUGUAUAGUACCAGAUAGUACUAUGAAGAGGAAAGCUAACAUGAUUUUCGAAAUCAGCACCCUCGAAAACCCCUAAAUCCAGUAUUUUUGGACAAAUUCCAAAAAAUUACUUUUUAACACUACUACUUAAGAAAAAAGUAACAAUCAGAAAAAAAAUAACAAAAUUUUUGAGAUUAAUAACAAUAAAUCCAGUCAGAUGGUUCAGAUGGCAGGUCUAAGCCUCUUCUUUGAUUUUUCCCCGGUUCCGGAAGUGUCACUGUUCCGCCAUUCCGGAAGUGUCACUAUUCCGCCAUUCCGGAAGUGUCCAAAUUCCGGAAAUGUCCUGAUGCGUAAUUUGCACGCACUUCCUUGCUAAAAAGAACCUGAACCCAAAAAGUAGUUCACCCUAAAAAAAAUCGACUCCCCCGGUAUUAUGAACAUCAUCACGACACUAGUGCAUCAAAUUAUAGCUCAUUUUUAUGACACCUAGACCUUAGAAAUGUUAGAAAUUUCCUGGAAAGCCAAAGCAAAACAUUUCACAGCGACACAUCUUACUCGGCCAAAUAAAGGUAUUAUUAUUUGUUUGUUUAAAAUGCCGGUUUCGUGCAGAAUUUAAAAUACCCGUUUACUGCGUCAUCAGUGCAGUCGUGCUUUGCGCCAGCAUUGAAGAGACAACCGGAUAUCGCUGAGAUCUCAUGUCAGGGUUAUAAGGUAGUCGUAUAGCUUCUAGAACUUUUUCCUAUCGUUUGUUUUUCUAGGUGGCAGGCAGCUUGCUGUUAUUGGAACUCAUAGUUUUCUUAACCUUUGAUUAGCGCAUAAAACUUCUUUGCUUUUCAUUACUAAAAAUCUCAACGUUUAGAAACCGAAAGCGCAAAGAUUUUUAACCUAGCUUUGCUCAGUAUUCCAUAAAAAUUAGCCUAAAAUUGAACCCAAGAGCGUUAUUUCUAAGCUAGCUAGCAGACAGACCAUAAAAGUAAAGCUAAUGCAGGCUCAAAUUAAAAGAACUUCCCCUAGUUGGUGUAUGUGGGCACACUAAACGAUGUUGAUUCUUGCCCACACAUUUCUAACCUGUUGUCUUUCAGAUAUUAAUGUUAUUCAAGGAUUGGGUUGAUCAUUUUGUUGCCGUUUCACCGUACAUUGAACUGCUGAUAUGUAUUCCCAGCAUUGUCAUUAAUAUUUAUUCGGCUAUUCGAUUUGCCAAUCUCAAUUCCUAUAGCAAUAAUUUUCGAAUUGUCAUGGUAAGUAAAAUCUACAAAAAAAUUCGUUUCCUAUAGUCUUUAGCCUGCAAAUAUCGUUUAAUAUUUCGGGUUUGCUUGCAACGGACGAGCGAAAUAUAAAACUAGCAACGUCGCCAAUAAAAAAAUUGCCCGCCACCGCGUAUAAACCGUCUAUUUUUCAGAUCUCAACAAAUUUUAUUGUUGCUGGCGCCUCUCUUUUUCAUCCCAUUACCUCAAUGACCCCCAUGGAAUAUAUUUCAUUCGCUGAUGGACAUUACAUCGCUGGUAUUUUGUUUUACAUGAUUGCUUUUACACAUCAUGGCUGUGUGUUCAUAUUCGACAUAAAAUUUUUUAUUUUGGGGUUUGAGCGUUGGGUGGCGUUUCGCUCUCGAGCUACGUAUGAGUAUAGCCAAGACAACAGCACCAUCAAGGUCUUUAUUUCUAUUGUAAGGAAAUGCUUGAACUUCUUCGAACAAAUAUUAUUCGCCUGUUCAACUAUUAAAUUAAUGCUAUUUCAGAUAAUUCUGGCUUGCUUCAUGUUGAUUGUUAAAUUAUUUUGUUAUAUUCAUUUCAAUCAUACUGAUUCGUACGACGUAAUUUUGUCAAGAGCUCUGGUAUUGGAAUUCGAUCUCCCUACGUUGAUCUCGACACAUUUUUUCGCUAGUAUUUCUUGGCUUUAUGCGGGCGUGGUAAGCUCAAUUUUACCCUCCCUGAUACCCUAGGCCUGGUCUCAAAAGACAAACCGAACCCUAUUUAUACAUUUUCAAAUAUUUCAGGUAUUCGCCAGGCUCCUUCGAACAGCCAAUGAGCACCGGUUUUUGGGUCAAACCUUGAGCGAGAGUUAUCAAAUCAAAGAAACGAUUAGUAUUCUAUCUGUUAUUGGGCCAAUUAUUCGCGCCUACCUUGGAGUCGUAAUAUUCUGCAGCAUCUGCGUUUCCCUCAACAUGUAUGGGAUCCUCUAUGGCCGUUGGCAAGAGAGGAGUAGUUAUUACCAAGGGCUAACUAAUGUAAGUCCAACUUUUCAACUAAUUUCAGGACCAUUUAUGUAACCUUACUCCCAAAUUUUGUUUUUCAGUUGGAGUACAUUUGCAUUAAUAUCUACAACUUCUACGCCAGCUCCUACGCAAUAUGGCAUCUUCGGCCGUUACGAAAAGUCUUUCUCAUGGAUAUCCGAUCGCUAUUUCGCACGUCGAUCGACAUCGAAAACCAAGUCAAUCCCGGUUUGGAGAAGCACGCGGACGAAGCCAAAGUCUACUUCGACCAGCUACAAAACCAAUGGAGCUAA
Messenger RNA from Bursaphelenchus xylophilus (pine wood nematode), 4019 nucleotides. Lineage: Eukaryota; Metazoa; Nematoda; Chromadorea; Rhabditida; Aphelenchoididae. The record is from the annotation of a GenBank genome assembly.